AGGACAGCAAAAGAGGAAAAGUGCUGAAUGACAAUGCUGAGGUUUGCUGUCACCCUCUUCGCUGUCAUAACGUCAUCCACCUGCCGAAAGUUUGGAUGUCUGGAAGGGAACACCCACAAACUGAAGCCAAGUCCUGAGCCAAAUAUGCGUGAAUGCACUCUGUACUCUAAAUCUUCCUGUUGCUAUGCAGACUUCACAGUGCAAUUGGCUCGUUCCCCAGUAAUUAAAAUAAGCAACAGCUACUGGAACAGAUGUGGGCAGCUCAGUAAACCUUGUGAAGAUUUCAUGAAGAAAAUUGAGUGUUUUUACCGGUGCUCUCCAUAUGCUGCUCGCUGGAUCCAUCCCAGCUACACUGCUGCUAUUCGGUCUGUUCCACUGUGUCAAAACUUUUGUGAUGACUGGUAUGAAGCCUGCAAAGAUGAUUACACAUGUGUUCGUAACUGGCUGACAGACUGGGAACAGGAUCAAAGUGGAGAAAACCAUUGUAACAGUGAAUGUAUUACGUACAGCGAGAUGUACACAAAUGGGACUGACAUGUGCCAGAGUAUGUGGGGGAAGUCAUUUAAGGUGAGCAAAUCGUCUUGCCUCUGCUUGCAAAUGAACAAGAAGGACACGGUGGCGAUCAAGUAUCUCCUCUCCAAGAGCUCAGAUGAAAGCUCCAGCAGCAGCAGCAGCAGCAGCAGCAGCAGCAGCAGUGAGGAGCGUUCCUGCCAAAAGAAGCUCCUGAAGUUUGAGAAACUAAAGGGAGAGGAAAAGAAACGUACAAGAUAAAUGCUGGUGGAU
Messenger RNA from Melopsittacus undulatus (budgerigar), 783 nucleotides. RefSeq names its product riboflavin-binding protein-like. The coding region runs from base 28 to 771 and encodes 247 amino acids. The transcript has 6 exons. Gene Ontology annotation, cellular component: external side of plasma membrane. NCBI's taxonomy places the organism in Eukaryota, Metazoa, Chordata, Aves, Psittaciformes, Psittaculidae. The record is from RefSeq and is a predicted model, not a curated record. Gene Ontology annotation, molecular function: riboflavin transmembrane transporter activity; riboflavin binding; signaling receptor activity.